GAGAGAGAAUAUGCCAUGGAAAAUUGGAAAUGGGGAGUGGAUACCAACAACCAGUCCGGAGAGAUUGAAGGUGACUUCCUCCAUGGAUGGCCCCACACGCCCCAACACGGUCAUGCCCCUCACGCCAUGCCACCUCCCCAACAAGAAGCUCGCUCGAAUCUUCUCGAACUGACUCCACACCGCCAUUCCUACUCUCUGUCUCCCUCUCUCCUCCUCGUCCUCCUCGUCCCCCUCCUCCUUCUUCUUGUUUAUAUACUGCCGUCCUCGUCGAGAUUCCUCCGACCCAAGUUCUCGAUUGACUUGUUCUCCAGGAAAAAGAGAAGCUUUCCAUCGCGGCAUUCCGGCAGGGCAUCUGGGCAAAUGGCGGAAGAAGGCGUCGUCACCGUCUACAACAGCAACGUCGUCGCCGACACCAAGAAGAACCCCUUCUCCCUCAAGGUCGGCAUGGCCCAGAUGCUCCGCGGCGGCGCCAUCUUCGAGGCCACCUCCGUGGAGCAGGCCAAGAUCGCCGAGGAGGCCGGCGCCUGCUCCGUCGUCGUCUCCCACCCGUCCGGGGCUGCGACGGGUAUCUCGCGCAUGCCCGAUCCUUCCCUGAUCAAGGACGUCAAGCGCGCCGUCUCGAUCCCGAUCGUCGCGCGGGCCCGCGUCGGGCAUUUCGUGGAGGCCCAGAUUCUGGAGGCCGUCGGGGUCGAUUACAUUGACGAGAGCGAGGCCAUCGCGAUCGCCGACGAGGACAAUUACAUCAACAAGCACAACUUCCGGAGCCCCUUCGUCUGCGGGUGUCGGAGUCUCGGAGAGGCGUUGAGGAGGAUGAGGGAAGGUGCGGCCAUGAUCAGGAUACAGGGCGAUUUGGACAGAUCUGGGGAUGUGGUCGAGACCGUCAAGAAUGUGAGGUCAGUGAUGGGGGAGAUGAGGGUCUUGAACAACAUGGACGAUGAUGAAGUCUUUGCGUUCGCAAAGAAGAUCGAGGCGCCUUACGAUCUCGUGGCGCAGAGCAAGCAGAUGGGUCGCCUCCCUGUCGUGCAUUUUGCCGCCGGAGGGAUCGUAACUCCAGCCGACGCGGCGCUGAUGAUGCAAUUGGGGUGCGACGGCGUAUUUGUGGGUUCGGAGGUUUUCGAUUGCUCGGAUCCCUAUAAGCGCGUGCAGGGCAUCGUCCGAGGCGUGAGGCAUUACACGGAUCCACACGUGUUGGUGGAGACGUGCUCCGGGCUGGCGGGGCUGCAUCUCGGUCAGGAGAGGAUCGAAGAGUCUGAGGGCCAGUGAUGCGUAGUAACUGAGUUUUUCUUGCCAAAAGUAUAUGCGUACUCUGUUGCUGAGGUACUGGGCUUUUUACAGCUGUGGAAACAAUUUCGGGCGGGGAAUACAUUCGCAUCUUCUUGUAUGACGCACGAUAUGAAUCUAAUUGGGCAAGUGCGUUCCUUAUCAAUGGCAUUUUGUUGUGUAUUGUUUGUUCUAUGUAAUAUUAUGGAAAUAAUCCAAUUUAAGUAGGAAUGGCGUUGUUGUGUUCUC
Messenger RNA from Eucalyptus grandis, 1509 nucleotides. Its product is annotated as pyridoxal 5'-phosphate synthase-like subunit PDX1.2. Gene Ontology annotation, molecular function: amine-lyase activity. Lineage: Eukaryota; Viridiplantae; Streptophyta; Magnoliopsida; Myrtales; Myrtaceae. The coding region runs from base 16 to 1263 and encodes 415 amino acids. The record is from RefSeq and is a predicted model, not a curated record. The transcript has a single exon. Gene Ontology annotation, biological process: pyridoxal 5'-phosphate biosynthetic process; pyridoxine biosynthetic process; amino acid metabolic process.